This is a messenger RNA of Symbiodinium natans, 720 nucleotides long. The record is from the annotation of a GenBank genome assembly. NCBI's taxonomy places the organism in Eukaryota, Dinophyceae, Suessiales, Symbiodiniaceae.
AUGAAGACGCAGCUGCAUGGCAUCGGCGACCUCAUCAAGCGACUGGAAGUCAUUGCAGAUGCCUGCGGUGAGCAGAAGUCUAAGGAGGACAAGCCCAAGGAUGAGUUCCUGCGACUCAAGCAGCGCGUGUACACCUUGCUGGAGCAGGGCAGGAACGACAUCCAUGAACGACAGAAGCUGCUUAGCAAGCGGGGCAAUUGCACUGAAAGUAUCCGCAAAGGCCACGCAGUUCGCCAAGCCUUGGAUGAGCUCAGGGCCGCGCUGCCCAAGCUUCAGGCUUUGCACAAGAAGGCGCAGAGUAAGCGGGGUGCCAAAGCCAAGAAGGAAGAGCUGCAGGCGAGAUACCAGGACAUCCGUGUGCUCAAGCGGCACGUGGAUGAGCUGAACGAACUCUUCCAGCGCAGCCAAAGCGAAGCACACGGCCAGGAGCCCACGCCAAGCACAUUGGGAAAGACCCUGGGGCUUAGAGACUUGGGCAGAGCCUCUGAGGAGGACACGAAGCGGAACAUGACAGCGCAGGAGGAGGACGCCCUCGCAGCCAUGAAGCGCCGGGAUGAGGACAUCGAGAAGCAGCUCGAAGAGUUGGGGCACGCGGUGGGAAGACUGGAUCCCCUGGCGCGCCAGAUAGGGGAGACGGCCGAACGCCAUCGUUUGAGAGCAGAGGCCCUCGGCGCAGAGGUGGACAAGACCGAAGGGGACAUCCAGCAAUUGAACCGGUGA